AAACUUCUUCUCUCAACCAAACUCAUUCAUAAUUCAUCCAUUUCUCAAAAGGAAAGAGAGAAAGAGAGAGAGAGAGAGAGAGAAAGAACAAAGAAAAACACAGUUUCUUCUCUUCAAAUCUAGAACUGGAUCUAUUAACAUAAAAUGGAUUGUUCUCUGAAUCAACAAAGCUUCUUGCUUUGUUCUUCAAUUCUUCUCAUCAUGGCUAUCUCUGUUUCUUCUUUUCAUCCAACUUUUCUUCCUAAUACUAUUUUCGAUUCUCAGGAACUUAAGGGUCGGCAUCUUCUUCAAGCUAAACAAGGUUGUUCUGUGAAUUUCGAGUUUCUAAACUACACGAUAAUCACGAGCAAAUGCAAAGGACCACGGUACCCUGCCAAGCCAUGCUGUGCUUCAUUUAAAGAAUUCGCAUGCCCUUAUGCCGACGUGUUGAAUGACUUAACGAAUGACUGUGCAUCAACCAUGUUUAGUUACAUUAAUCUUUAUGGACAUUACCCUCCUGGACUCUUUGCCAGCGAGUGUCGUGAAGGGAAGUCAGGUCUAGCAUGCCCGGCAAUGCCGCCAUCUGUGUCAGCCGAUGAUACCUCAAAUCAAAUAGUAUAUAAUCCAUCUCUACUGCUUGUGCUCACUGCCUGCAUCUUCAUCGUCUUGUUAGUCUGAUAUCUCUCAAUUUCCAUUCAUUUGUUGCAUUAAUUGCAUUGUUGUAUUAUUAACGAACAAAUUAUUUUAUAUAAUAUUAUGAUGUUGCCUGAUCCAUGUAGUCGACCCUAUUUAGUAGGAUAAGGCUUGGUUGUUGUUGUUGUAUAUUUUUUUGCUUAACACGUUCAUUAUCGACUAUGCGGGAUGAUUGCAAGUUUUGUUGGAGCUUGUAUUUUGUGUGAAUUAAAUUUUUGCAAAUAUGGUCAAUUGAUUUAA
Molecule: messenger RNA, 912 nt
Organism: Cicer arietinum (chickpea)
Lineage: Eukaryota; Viridiplantae; Streptophyta; Magnoliopsida; Fabales; Fabaceae
Product: GPI-anchored protein LLG1-like
Source: RefSeq, a predicted model, not a curated record